CAUAAUUACCUUGUACUUUUUUAAGCCUCGGGACUUAUAUAUGUGGAAAUUUAAUGGACCUGUUACUUCUGUCACUAUCGUGUUUGAAGAUGGGUGUCCUCAGUUUUUAUCUGUUUUUGUCAUGUUUCCUAGUAGUCACCCAUGGCAGCCCCUCUGAUUGUGUUGGAGAACGCAAAGGGAUCCUACCAGACCCUGCAACGGUAUCUGGACUGUGGAACUUAAUAGCAGUUUCUCUUAGUCCAAAUUCUAAGUAUCAAAGUGAUGACAUAGCCUAUGUCUACUCAAAGGUGUCAUUUAGUGAAAGUGAAUUGAAUUGUACUGUCUUUUCUAAUCCAAUGGCAGACACUAAUGGACAACUCUAUGAACAUGAAAGAAUACCAGGUACUCAGGCCUAUAAAUUCAAAUCCACAGAGGAACUUGCAGAGAACUAUACCACCACAUUAUUCCUGCCACAUCCAGACAUUCUGAUAUGCUAUGAUCGAGAAGAUAAUGUAUUAAACGGAGCAUAUAUACACAGUAGAGGAGCAUCACUCCCAAAAGAAGAGAUGGAUAAUUUUUUAGAGUGGAGCAAAUGCAACAAUCUGAGUAAUAUUACAGUCUAUAAUCACACUCUCAAUGAUGCCCAAGAAUGUUAUGGCCUUUUUGAACGCUCAGAAGAUUUAAAAGGCAUAGAGGGGUGUGAAACAUGGGGGCUCGUUGCCAAAGCUUCAAACUAUGCUGAUAAAAAUUACCAUAUCCGACUGCUGUACUCAGCUAAACUGGAGCUCUGUAAAGAAGAAGAAGCGUAUACAGUCAAAGAGAUCCAGAUUGCAGGGGAAGAGAAGACCUUGAUGGAGCUGAAAUAUAAGAAAGGAGCGAAAGAAGAUAAAGUAAAAUUGGAAUCAUUUAAGACAGGAACAAAUUUGCUGCUUCUGGGAGUUCAAAAGGACAACCAGAGGACUUUAUUUCUUGCUUCUAAAACAUCCAAAGCAAAGCAGGCUGUUUUGGAUGACUUUGAGAUAAAAGCUCACUGUUUUGAAGCAACCUUUACCUAUCUAGUCCCUGGGAGCAAAGAGGAGGAGAGUCACGCUGAAAACCAGUAAUACUCUAAGAUCCAUCUGAAACACAAGAAGAAUUUAGUGCAUUUGUUGUUUGUAAACAAAGGGAGACAGCAAUUUAUUAAGCCAUCCCAGCUCAUUUUUAAAAGUUGUACUUGUUCUAGAUGUUAAUAAAGGGUUCUGGUUUUCUGCAUACAUUA
Xenopus tropicalis (tropical clawed frog) is the source of this 1237-nucleotide messenger RNA. RefSeq lists its product as uncharacterized. Bases 54 to 1082 code for a protein of 342 amino acids. The transcript has 10 exons. Lineage: Eukaryota; Metazoa; Chordata; Amphibia; Anura; Pipidae. The record is from RefSeq and is a predicted model, not a curated record.